GACAAACAAAAUAAUCGACUAUCAGGAACUUUUGUCUGCACGAGCCGCCGGUACGCCGUACAUAAUCUCAACUUUAUAACGUGUCAAAAAAUAAUAAUCCGCUUCGCUAAGUAACUGGGAGAUGACACUCUUAAUGACAGUUAAAGACUCCGAAUGCAUCUUUAACAGCACAAUCGAAGUUGAAACCGGGUCAGUUUUCUUUUUUUUGGGGUGGGGAAAAAGACCCUGGUUGUAAAACAGGAAAGCUAUAAAAAUGAGUUAAUAAGUGAUUAGUGAAUUAUUCUCUGAAUCGGAGAAUACUAGUUAGGUUUUGUUUUUCUCUCUCUCUGGUCCUGUUUAGUCUGGAAGAAUGCAUUGUGUCGUUGUUUACACGGCCCUGAAAGCUGAUGUUAAUUAGAUGCGGAACUUUGCGCGUUUUAAUACUUUAAAUCUAAAAGAUGCGGUGUUUCUGUUGAUUUUUUUAAAAUUUCACCCCCCACCCCUCCUCGCCAACCCCCUCCCUCAGUCUCUGUUUGGGACUGUUCCCAUCACAUGUGCCUCUCUCUCUCUCUCUCUCUCUCUCUCUCUCUCUCUCUCUCUCUCUCUCUCUCUCUCUCUCUCUCUCUCUCUCUCUCUGCGAGCGUCUCUGAUUCAUGGAAAGUCCCUCAUGGGUGCUAUUUUACUAUCAAACGGUAUCGCCAUUGGUCAGUCCAUGAUCAGAUGGUUAUAUUUCCUCCUGUCCUUCCUGGCACUUGGCCAUCCCGAAUCAAAGACAUCUCGCUAAUAGCACAGACACUUGGACUAAUUCACAACAAAUCAUAACAUUGCUAAGCCCACAAAUGAGUUCGUAUUUUGUGAAUUCCACUUUCCCUGUGACUCUUGGCAAUGGUCAGGAGUCCUUCCUCGGGCAGAUCCCGUUAUACUCCUCCGGCUACGACCCUUUAAGACACUAUCCAGCCACCUAUGGGUCUACGGGCAUCCAGGAUAAAAACUGCCCAUCUUCCUCUUACUAUCAACAAGCCAACGGGACUUAUGGGUACAAUCGGACGCCCUGCGAUUACGGUGUCCCCAGUUUCUACCGGGAGAAGGACCCAUCCUCCUGCGGGUCUUCGGCCACCAGCUCCAAAUACCACUCACUGGAAGACCCCGCGCAUUUUAACCCCGAGCAACGCAAAUCCGAGUGCGCCCAGAACAGAAUUUUAUACGGAGAAUUGGAGGACCAGAAGAGUUCGCUACCCGUCUACCCCUGGAUGCAAAGAAUGAAUUCCAGCGGUGCCUCGGCGUUUAACCCGAACGGGCGGCGCGGGCGGCAGACCUACACCAGAUAUCAGACACUGGAGCUGGAGAAGGAGUUUCAUUUUAACCGCUACUUGACCAGGAGACGCCGGAUAGAGAUUGCACACGCCCUUUGCCUCACGGAGCGCCAGAUCAAAAUCUGGUUCCAAAACAGGCGCAUGAAGUGGAAAAAAGAGAACAAAUUACUGACCAACCCGCAAUUAAGCGGAGAAGAGACAGAAGAGAAAUCUGCUGAGUGAAAAUCGCACAGACACACAGACACACACACACACACACACACACACACACACACACACACACACACACACACA
This is a messenger RNA of Hypanus sabinus (Atlantic stingray), 1586 nucleotides long. RefSeq names its product homeobox B6a (gene hoxb6a). Gene Ontology annotation, molecular function: RNA polymerase II cis-regulatory region sequence-specific DNA binding; DNA-binding transcription factor activity, RNA polymerase II-specific. Gene Ontology annotation, biological process: anterior/posterior pattern specification; regulation of transcription by RNA polymerase II. The transcript is spliced from 2 exons. Gene Ontology annotation, cellular component: nucleus. The coding region runs from base 819 to 1514 and encodes 231 amino acids. The record is from RefSeq and is a predicted model, not a curated record. Lineage: Eukaryota; Metazoa; Chordata; Chondrichthyes; Myliobatiformes; Dasyatidae.